Molecule: messenger RNA, 2341 nt
Organism: Toxotes jaculatrix (banded archerfish)
Lineage: Eukaryota; Metazoa; Chordata; Actinopteri; Toxotidae
Gene: zdhhc4
Product: zinc finger DHHC-type palmitoyltransferase 4
Exons: 7
Coding region: 181-1227 (348 amino acids)
Biological process (GO): protein targeting to membrane; peptidyl-L-cysteine S-palmitoylation
Cellular component (GO): Golgi apparatus; endoplasmic reticulum
Molecular function (GO): protein-cysteine S-palmitoyltransferase activity
Source: RefSeq, a predicted model, not a curated record
UUAGCUUGGAAGUUAGCUACAUCGAUGCUACGGAAAUAGCACUGUUUACAGAGCAUGAGCGUGGAGCAAAAGUGAAGCUGGUGGCCACAGGGUAAACCUAACCAGCUAUGUUGACGAGAGAUAAAACACUAAAAGGCAGCUAUGUGUGACUAGACUAGAAGUGACGCUGCCAGGUGAGACAUGGAUUUCCUCACUCUGUUUGCUAUCUACGUCGUGCUGGUGCUCACAUGUAUAGUCCUAGUCUGCAAAUACUCCGGCCAGCCGCAAACUCCCUUUCAUAUACUAUUCAACUCCGUCGUAAAGGUAGUUGCUCCCAUUACACCAAAAUGGCUCCAGAAGUUUUCACAGUGGGCCUUACACAGGCUUUUUCAUCAAAGGAACAACAUGUUCAUCUAUCUGCACAUCCUUCUGGAGUGUGCCGUGUAUGCAGAGUUCACCUAUGAGGUGUUUGGCUUCUGCAGGGAGAUGGACACUACUCUGACCAGCCUGUCUGUGCCUUACAUCCUGCUGGCCAUCAAAACCUUCUUCUUCUACCUCUGCAUCAAGAGAGACCCAGGCACAGUGACAAAGAAGAAAGUUGCUGGUCAGCUACACAUCUAUCCGUAUGACAGGAGAUUAUUUCACCCAGGAGUCUCCUGUCCGACCUGCCAGCUCGUCAAACCGGCUCGCUCCAAACACUGCAGGGUCUGCAACAGGUGUGUCCAGCGUUUCGACCACCACUGUGUCUGGGUGAACAACUGCAUUGGUGCUCUGAACACUCGGUACUUCUUGCUUUACCUCUUCAGCGUCUGUGCCAUGGCAGGUGACAUUGCCGUACUAACAGCAGACAUGCUGUUUCACGCUGUACUGCGCUCAGGGCUUCUGAGAGCCAGCUACAUCGAUGAAAAUGGAGAGCAGCAGCCGGCAGGGCCUCUGUUUGUCGUACAGCAUCUGUUCCUGACCUUUCCCCGAAUUGUCUUCAUGUUGGGCUUCCUGGUUUUUGUCUUCUUCCUGCUGGCGGGUUAUGCCCUGUUCCAUUCCUACCUGGCUCUUGUCAAUCAGACCUCCAACGAGUGGUACAAAAGUCGAGGUUACGUUUGUCAGCACUGUCACCCAACUUCAACCACAGACCAUCUCUGUAGUCCAGCGCCAGACCACUCUAGAAGAUACUACUACAGCCGAGGGCUUCUCAGGAACCUGGGGGAGAUUUUCUUCCCUCCACAACCUGUCCAGAAAAAAGACAACUAAAAAAAGAUAUUGCCACUUGUGUUGCUAUGCUGCAUUUACUGUACAUCCUGUUGGAUUUACUGUCUCUAAAGACAGAAAUGUCAUGAAUUGAAAAGGUGUGCCAGCAUGUCUGUGAAGAUUCUUUCUAUCCUGGUUAUCCAAGAAGAGUUGAAUCAAGGGCAACUGGACUUAAAAGUCGACACCUGAAAAGGUUUCACCUGUCAGCCAAGUGGCUUCUUCAGUUCUUCUUGUGCCAACAGGUGCACCAACAUUGUCAAUGAAAUGUUCCAGCUGCAGGCUUAGGACACCUUAUUUAAUGCAUUUUUUUUAUUCUAUGGCUACCAUUAAUUAAAGCAUAAAUGCUCCCAAAGGUGGAGCAAACGACAGAGAUGCUCACAGACUUCUGACAUGUAAUUUCCUUCAGAAAAGGGCUUCAGUUCUCUGCUUGUGAAUUUUGUAUUUAUGCACUGUUGUUUUUUUUGUCUUUUGGGUUUUAUAGGUGAGUAGGGAUUUGAAUGUAUUGAUUAUUUAAUGGGCACAUUUACUAUAGUUAACUGUGUCAGGGGUUAAAAUCAAUCAAAUCAGGGUAAUCAAUUAGUGUGUUAAAACACAGUUGUGGGAUCAAAAAUGCGUGCUGCAUUCAUACACUACACAUACUGCGAUAGUUGUUUUUAUAUGUAUGUUUUGUUGCUUGUAAAGACAUGAGAACUACAGUUUAAUGCAAUCAAAGAGUUACCUCAAAUAACAGUGCAGUAUGUGGCAGAGAAUACCUGUUAUGUAUUAGUUUCUUAGAGAGAUAAAUACACAAUGUGAUCAGAGGUGCCUGGUCUGAAGUAGCCCCAGUUUAUGUUUUUCAUGUAUUGUCAUUUCAUCAGUCACAAGGCAAAGCAUCUGAAAAAUAAAUACCUGGGAACCCAGCCAUCUUAAAAACAAACAAACAAAAAGAAAAAAAAACCUCAACUACUGAGUUGCUACUUCAACACAGCCUUAACAGUUAUUAAACAACCUUUGGGAUUUUCUAAGAUGGCAGAGUGUUGAUUUUUCAGAAAGUCUAAUGCUUAAGUCUGUGACUGGAACAUAAUGAUAAUUGUAUCUGCAACUUGAAAAUCAUUUUCAAAUAAACAUGUCAAACAUU